AGCAGAAUUUAUUGGCUUACGGCAAGAACUAUAAGAGAUGGAGUCUUAUACAACCAUGGAUCUUGAUUUCUACUGGACUAUGUCAAUCCCCCACGGGGUUCUGGGCUCUUUCCCAGAUUUCUCCUUGUCAACCCCUCGACUGCUCACAAUCGACUUCUCAACUUCAUCUUCAAGCGCCUCAAGCUACUUCAAAUACCUCGAAAUUCGACUCUCAGCAAGCGAAAACACACCUCAUUACGCUAUAAUCCUACGAGACUUGCAGAAAGCAGCCUCGCUUUACUCUAUAUUAACCGCCAACCGUCAUAUCUACCUACUCAUCGUGGAAACCGUACACAUGGCUAGCAACACCAUGCCGUCUACCUGUCCGUCUAUGGCCACUAGACCAAGAACAACUCGUCCUUCCGGCUCCUAUAUCACCUGGAGCGAUGUCAUCCGCUCUAAUCGAUCUCCAUCUUCGGUCAUUAGACGCCUUCGAACCCAUCCUCUGCGUCUACAGCAUGGUGCAAUCCGCCGUUCCGUUCCCAAACCCAUUACGCUCUAUUCAGCCUGCCCUCCGACACAAAGUAUUAUUGGAACUGGCUCGAUCUCGACUUGCCGCAAGCACGAUAGUGCACGCAACCACCACGUCUCCGAAACCCGUGACUCUGACGCACCUUAUUUCUCUGAUAUAUCUCCCUUCUCUAACUGCUCCCCUAACACCUCAUCCCCUGACAACACCACCACCACCACCACCACUACACCCUCCUCUGACAUCUUCUCCACUAACAUCCACUCACCCUCUGAUACUUGCCCCUCUGACAUCACCUCUCCUGAUGUUCCCUCUUCUGUAACCCCCUUCUCCUCUGACACCUCCACGGAAUGUAACUGCGGCUCAAUCAUAUUCGACGCCUUGAACAACAGUCUUGGGGGUACCCCCUCCAUUACCAAGGCCCUUGAAACCGUCCGCCUGUACGGCGGCUGCGGCGGACUAAAGCGUAUCAUCGACCCCAUCGAACAGUUGAGCCUCUGCAAGACAUGCACCAAGGAGGAAUCCCUCCAAGAUUUCUUGCACCUGGUCUGCAACGGAGUCAUUCGGCAAUACCGGCAUUUCUACUACGCACUCAAGGAGCACUACGAAACAGUCGACUACCGGCUUGGCUUACGCUCCAGCCAUGAAAGAGAGCAGCACGACUGUACUUUCGUGCUUUAUGCCGUUCAAAUCGUGCGCAUAAUUGCCAGCGUCGACCGACUCAAUCGCAUUCUUCCCGAACAGCCGCUCUACGACGAAGAUGCCUGGUAUGCCCUAGCCAACCAGGGCGAGCAACUGGUCGACGCCACCGGCCGACUCCGAGAGCAGGUGGUCUUGGGUGACGGCUGAGGGAAG
Aspergillus welwitschiae is the source of this 1363-nucleotide messenger RNA. RefSeq lists its product as uncharacterized. Lineage: Eukaryota; Fungi; Ascomycota; Eurotiomycetes; Eurotiales; Aspergillaceae. The record is from RefSeq and is a predicted model, not a curated record. Bases 38 to 1357 code for a protein of 439 amino acids. The transcript is spliced from 2 exons.